AUGGCCAAACCCUCCAAGAAGGGCAAAGGCCCUAGACGCUCGCUGAAUGGCUCAGGUCUGGACGAGAAGAGCCUGGACAAGCUGACGUCUUCAAUUGACAAGAAGCUGACUUCCAACGAUCACAAGCGCAAGCAGCCCCCAACGAAGGCUGCAGGCGACCAGCACCAAAAGAGGCAGCGCAACUCCGAGGGCUCAGCCUCCGACAAGAAGGGCUCCAAGAUCGACAACAAGACUCUCCUGGAGGAAAUCAAGUCUCUGGGCGGUGAUGAGCGUGACCUGGAGCUCAUCCAGGACAUUGAUUCGGAAGAUGAAGCUUUUGUCCAGGAUUCCAAGGCCGUCGACAAGAGCUUGAAGGAUGAGCUCGCCGCGUUUUCCAAGCAGCUCGGCUUCGAAGAGGUAGAAGUGAGCGAAGCAAGCGACGACGAGGAAGAGGCUGAGGAGGCCGAGGAUGAUGAUGAAGAGGAGGGCGAUGAGGACGAGGACGAGUCUGAGGAGGACGAAGAGGAGGAGGAGACGAAAGAUGUCAUCCCCAAAAAAGUUGGCAACCUGGCUUUUGAGCCCAGGGCAGACUGGCAUGCCGCCGAGCUGCGAAAGCUGCCUGGACCGAGCGCUGAUGGGCCCAGCUCAUUCAAGGGAUCUAUUGAGGCUUUGAAGCAGUACGCACAACAGCUUUUGGAGGAGGAUGCCGCCAAGUACAGGACCAGCGUCUUUGCCUCGUCUUCUCACAAGUUCUUGUCGACAAUCAUGUCUUCGGGUACGCUUACCGACAAGGUCUCGGCUCUCACCCUCGCCGUCCAAGAAUCUCCUGUUCACAACAUCCGAGCCUUCGAUGCUCUCAUGAGCUUGGCCUCCAAGAAGAGCCGAGGUCAAGCCCUUGGUGCCAUCGGCGCGCUUGUCGAUUUGCUUGGUCCCGGUACUCUGUUACCUGCGGAUCGUCGUCUUCGUACCUUUCAAACUCAGCCUGGCUUGCUCGGCACUCUGCAGCGAACUCCUGCGGCGACUUGGACCAGCGACAAGCCUUUGCCUGGCAAGAUCACAUCUGCUCACCUAAUUGCUUGGAUCUACGAGGAUUGGCUGAAGGAGACAUAUUUCCGCAUCAUUCAACUGCUUGAGUCUUGGUGCUCGGAUGAGAUUGAUUAUUCUCGUACUCGCGCCCUCGACUUUGUCUAUGGUCUUCUCAAGGAAAAGCCUGAACAGGAGGCCAACCUUCUUCGAUUGCUGGUUAAUAAGCUCGGCGAUCGAGAUCGCAAGAUCUCUUCCCGAGCAUCAUAUCUCUUGCUUCAGAUGCAGAACUCCCAUCCUGGCAUGAAGCCAAUCAUUGUGCGAACAAUCGAACAGGAGAUUCUUCUCCAUCCUUCCCAGGACCACCGAUCCAAGUACAACGCCAUCAACACUCUCAACCAGACCAUUUUGGGCACCAAGGAGCCUGCGCUCGCCGAAACGUUGAUGCGCAUCUACUUCGAGCUCUUCACCGUUAUCCUCAAGACCGGAAGCCUGGGCAUUGCUCCUCCUACCGAACCGAAACCGGCCGAGGAGCCAGAGGAUGAGGAAGCGAUUAAGAAGAAGUUGGCCAGGAGACCUCGCAAGAGGGGUGGCAAGCCCAAUAAGCCCGUGGCCACGGAGCCCGAGACGGAGGCAGCUGAUAAGCUUGUGUCGGCCAUUUUGACUGGUGUCAACCGUGCAUCCCCCUUCAUGGUUGGCAACGAAGCUGCUAUGGAGUCACACCUUGAUACACUUUUCAAGAUUGCCCACUCGGCCAACUUCAACACAGGCAUCCAGGCCCUUCUCCUGAUCCAGCAGAUCUCAUCUUCAAAAAACCUCGCCAACGACAGAUUCUACAAGACUCUUUACGAGUCUCUUCUGGACCCAAGACUGGUUACCUCGUCGAAGCAGGCUCUCUACCUGAACCUACUCCUCCGUGCGCUCAAGAACGACGUCGACAGCCGCCGAGUCAAGGCCUUUGCCAAGCGCAUGGUUCAGAUUGCGGGCGUGCACCAGCCUGCCUUCACAUGUGGCCUCCUCUAUGUUGUUAGUCACCUGCGAGAAACAUUCCCUGACCUCUCUACUUUGUUGGAUGAGCCAGAGGAGUCCAGCUUGGACGACAAGCCUGGAAGCGAGCGACCCGUGUACGAUGGCCGAAAGCGAGACCCGGAGUAUAGCAACGCCAACCAGAGUUGCCUGUGGGAGGUUAUCCCGCUCCAAGGUCACUACCAUCCUUCGGUCACACUCUAUGCCUCAUCCAUAGUAUCGCCAAAUGAGAAGGCGCAGAAGCCUGAUCUAGACAGCCACUCGCUCAUCCGAUUCCUAGACAAGUUUGUCUACCGCAACCCCAAGGCAGCCGACGCUUCCAAGGGUGUGUCCAUCAUGCAGCCUCUGCGGGCUGCCAAGGAUCUUGGCGAUAUUUGGCUGGGAAGCCGAGGACCUGCGGCAGCUACACCUUCUGUCAACUCUGCCGCAUUCUGGAAGAAGAAGGCGGAAGAUGUUGCUGCUGAGGAUAUCUUCUUCCACGAGUACUUCCAGCAGGUUGACAGGGAGUCUAGGGAGACCAAGAAGAAGGCGCAGGCAGAGGGUGAUGGUGAGGAGAAUGACGAGCAAGAAGACGAGAUCUGGAAGGCCCUGGUGUCGACACAGCCUGGUGUUGAUCCUGAUGACGAGGGCUCGGAUGUUGGUUUCGACUUGGACGACUCGGAUAUGGCUUCUGACGCAGGAUCUUCGCCGGCUCUUUCUCUGGAUAGCGACAUGGGUGAGGACGAUGACGAAAUGAGUGUCGACAUUGAGGGAUCUGACGACGAAAUGGGUGGAGCCAUGCUCAGCGAGGACGAGGACGGAUUCGAGGUCAAGGAGGCCAAGAGCGAGAAGCCCAAGUCGAGACGCAGGCAGCUCAAGGAUCUCCCCAUGUUCGCGUCGGUGGACGAUUACGCCGAGCUCCUGGCGGGAGAGGAGGACAUGUAA
Molecule: messenger RNA, 2952 nt
Organism: Fusarium keratoplasticum
Lineage: Eukaryota; Fungi; Ascomycota; Sordariomycetes; Hypocreales; Nectriaceae
Product: CBF domain-containing protein
Exons: 3
Coding region: 1-2952 (983 amino acids)
Cellular component (GO): nucleus
Source: RefSeq, a predicted model, not a curated record